AUGACAAACACGGAAGAAAAUGAUGACACUAAUGCUUGGAGCGUGAAAUACGAAAUAGGUCAGAUGAAUAACCAAACUUGUCGUUUUCAGCUGGGGGCAAGUCGUGAAUCCAAUCGUGUUAAGAACAUCGAUUUUCAGUUAAGUGAUAAUUCCGCAAAUAAUACAAUUCGAUUGCACUUGGAUAUCACAAGGGUUGGACGUGAUCGUCUCCGUGGAGGGAUAAUAGCUCUUGUUUCUUCUGGUGGUGGGAACCUUAGCAGUCAAAUGUCCUUUAAAAGGGACAUGGAAGAUCUCUCUAUAGAGACAACUAUUGUACCGUACGGUUGUUCAGACAGAGGAGGUCUUGUUGUGCUGGAAAAGAAGAAAUUCUUAUACUCUCGCGAUGCUUACAUGGUGAAUGUGGCGCACUAUUAUCUGACCGGAGAGAUAGGUCUUUCUGUUGCUGCCAAAGUUCGUCGCAAUAAAGGCCACGGUUUUGUUGUUGAAGUGGAGGGUCCUUUCGUACACCCAAGAGCUGAUCUACAAAAGGUUAUUGAACAAACCUGUCGCACCGGUAUAUGGUCGCCUGGUGCGUGUUCUCAUUGCAACAAUGGAGCCAGUUCCAGCACCGCUUCAUCCUUGAGUGACAAGAAAUUAAGUCAAAUCCUCAAACGUCUUUCUUCUUCUGGAAAUGUGAGAGACCAAGUCUACACAGGCCUUGUCAAUGCCAGUGGGCACACGAAUGGUUCUCUAAAUAAUUGUGUUAUCUUAAUAGAUUGUAAGUUUUAA
Sphenostylis stenocarpa is the source of this 768-nucleotide messenger RNA. The record is from the annotation of a GenBank genome assembly. NCBI's taxonomy places the organism in Eukaryota, Viridiplantae, Streptophyta, Magnoliopsida, Fabales, Fabaceae.